Molecule: messenger RNA, 1076 nt
Organism: Misgurnus anguillicaudatus (oriental weatherfish)
Lineage: Eukaryota; Metazoa; Chordata; Actinopteri; Cypriniformes; Cobitidae
Source: RefSeq, a predicted model, not a curated record
GAUUUACUGGGUCAGUAAAUUUAAAUGAAUACAUAUUUUCAGUUGAAACUCAUUGUUCUGCCUCUGUCUGUUAGUAUGUUUGAUGUGGGCGGUCAGAGAGAUGAGCGAAGAAAAUGGAUCCAGUGUUUUAACGAUGUGACAGCCAUCAUCUUUGUCGCAGCAAGUAGCAGUUACAACAUGGUUAUAAGAGAAGACAACAGCACCAACCGCCUGCGCGAGUCACUUGACCUGUUCCGCAGCAUCUGGACUAACAGGUUUUUAAGGACGAUCUCAGUAAUCCUGUUCCUCAACAAACAGGACAUGCUAGCAGAGAAGAUCUUAGCAGGGAAAUCUAAACUUGAAGAUUAUUUCCCAGAGUAUGCACGAUAUACGCUUCCUCCAGAAGCAACGCCUGACCCAGGAGAAGACCCGAAAGUGUCCAGGGCAAAGUUUUUCAUCAGAGAUGAAUUCUUGAAAAUCAGCACAGCGAGUGGCACUGACAAACACUACUGCUAUCCCCACUUCACAUGUGCUGUCGACACGGAAAACAUUCGCCGUGUGUUCAAUGACUGUCGUGACAUUAUUCAGAGGAUGCACCUUCGUCAGUAUGAACUCUUGUGAUUGGCUGUCUGGAGCAGUCGCUCCUACGCUUUUCAGUUCCACACCACAUGGGCUCUCUGAGAACUACUGAUGAGUGACAAUGCUGUCAUGUUUUUCUGUUUUCUGCUUUUCACCUUUAUGCUCUUAUUUAUAUUUAUAUAUACAGACACAGUGCCCUCCAAAAGUAGUCAGACCAUAGACAAAAUUUCUCUUUUUGCUGUGGAGUCUAAAGAUUAAAAGUGAAUAAGGCAAAAGUACAGAAUGUACAUUUUAUUUUUUUUACCUGUUUUAACAUAUGCAGUUUACUAACUCGAUGCAGCAACACGUUUGUAAAUAAAUUCUCCUAUCUAAUGUUAUCAUAUUGAGACAAUUUGCCGCCUUAGAAUUAUAAGGUUCUAUCUGCAUUCUGAGUAGUUUUGAGAUGUUGCACUUUAACGUUUUUGGCUUGCAUUCUACUUUGUUGAUAGAAUUUUUCAAAGUCCUAAAAUGUACACAAC